AUGGAAGCUGCCAUGGCCAACGUCGACCUCGGACGCUAUCGGCGUAUCGUCCAGAUGUUCUGGGACCCGGAACCCACCAACGAUCCCGCACAAGACCUGCCAGUCUGGUGUCUCGGCCGUCAAUACAAACUGAGCGAUGCGACUCCCGCAAAGACCGUCGACAGUGGCCCUCAUACCCCCCCGUCCGCUCCUAUACUCGAGUCCAACCUUGAGUCCAACCUUGAGUCCAAUCUUGGGUCUAGCCUCGAGUCCGAUAUGAAAGAUACCAGCCCGUCGCCUCCUCCUCCUGCUCCUCCACCUCCGGCAAACGCGCCCGAGACUCCUCCAGAAUCGAUAUCCAGCAGCUUUUCUUCGUCACUAGCAUACGAUGAUCCGGCAACAGAUGGGGGUUGGCCACCUGCAUUUCUGGCCGACUUCGAGUCCAAGUUCUGGAUGACGUAUAGGUCCGAGUUCGAACCCAUUCCCAGGUCGACCAACCCACAGGCCACCUCCGCCUUGUCAUUCUCAAUGAGACUGAAGAGCCAGCUUGGUGACCAGGGCGAUUUCUCAUCCGACAGUGGAUGGGGUUGCAUGAUCCGGUCCGGGCAAAGUCUCUUAGCGAAUUCUAUGGCCAUGAUCCGCCUGGGCAGAGAAUGGCGUCGAGGAAUCUCACCACAGGAAGAGCGUCGGCUCAUUAGCGCCUUCGCCGACGACCCAAGAGCGCCUUAUUCGAUCCAUAGCUUCGUACGCCACGGCGCCACGGCCUGUGGGAAGCAUCCAGGCGAGUGGUUUGGCCCAUCAGCAACGGCUCGAUGUAUCCAAGCUCUGGCCAACUCACACGAACCGUCCUUACGGGUGUACUCGACGGGGGAUGGCCCGGACGUUUACGAAGACGAGUUCAUGAAGAUUGCUAAACCCGCGGGCGAAGAGUUCCACCCUACCCUGAUACUUGUGGGCACGCGGCUAGGAAUCGACAAGAUCACACCGGUGUACUGGGAAGCACUGAUUGCAUCCCUUCAGAUGCACCAGUCCGUGGGAAUCGCAGGGGGCCGUCCAUCAUCAUCACACUACUUCAUCGGCGCGCAGGGUUCCUUCCUUUUCUACCUAGACCCUCACCAUACGAGAAGAGCACUGCCCUACCACGAAGACCCUAACCAGUACACCGACGAGGAGAUCGCGACUUGUCAUACGGCCCGGCUCCGCCGAAUUCAUGUUCGGGAGAUGGACCCGAGCAUGCUGAUUGGAUUUUUGAUCCGGUCCGAAGAAGACUGGCGAGACUGGAGGCGUUGCGUGAAACAUGUCCAGGGCAAGGCCAUCAUCCAUGUUGCAGAUCACAAUCCCCUGCUAGGAGGCCAAGCUGAAGGCAGAGAGAGUGCGAUUGACGAGGUGGAGCCCUUAAGUGACGAUGAUGCGGACACUGUUCAUGAGGUUUAG
This is a messenger RNA of Ilyonectria robusta, 1413 nucleotides long. RefSeq lists its product as uncharacterized. Lineage: Eukaryota; Fungi; Ascomycota; Sordariomycetes; Hypocreales; Nectriaceae. The record is from RefSeq and is a predicted model, not a curated record. Gene Ontology annotation, molecular function: protein-phosphatidylethanolamide deconjugating activity. Bases 1 to 1413 code for a protein of 470 amino acids. The transcript is spliced from 4 exons.